Ornithodoros turicata is the source of this 3666-nucleotide messenger RNA. Its product is annotated as zinc finger protein 431-like. Bases 284 to 2731 code for a protein of 815 amino acids. The transcript is spliced from 8 exons. Lineage: Eukaryota; Metazoa; Arthropoda; Arachnida; Ixodida; Argasidae. Gene Ontology annotation, cellular component: nucleus. Gene Ontology annotation, biological process: regulation of transcription by RNA polymerase II. Gene Ontology annotation, molecular function: DNA-binding transcription activator activity, RNA polymerase II-specific; RNA polymerase II cis-regulatory region sequence-specific DNA binding. The record is from RefSeq and is a predicted model, not a curated record.
GAACGGUGUCUCUCCUCAAGCGAACGAGAGGCUCCCCUAACCCGAGGCGCUUCCCCUUAUUUCGCCUUCCGGAGAAAAUACUGCACAAUCACUGUGCUCUCCGGCGAUCAGGAGUCGAGCCCCACGUUGGGCGCCAAUUUGUGGGAAUCCUACUGCCAUCACCAGGCAGGCGAAACCCACCCAGGGGAAGACCCCUCGUUCUGCCUCCGAGGAACGACACUCCAAACAGACAUAGGAAAUUCAGAUACUUUAUUACAUACCAGUUAGAUCCAGAGCCAACAAUAUGUGGCGGCCCGUGUGUGAUGACGAAGACGUGCCUCUGCUGCCACGCGCUACGGCUCUGGCACGGCAGUUCUACCGGCACCGUCCUAGCGUGAGGCCACGACCAUCUGCCCGCUGGGACAUUCCAUCAUCGCCGGUCAGGACUCAUGUAGAGGAACACCACCUCCUCUACAAAUACAAUGCCGCGCACAGCCACGCUACCGCCACCAGCCCAGAAACUCGCGCUCCCCACGAUACGAAGUGGUUCAGCAGCUGUCGCAACAAGGCGAACGGCUCUAUCCGGUGCCGUAUCUGCGGCAAGCUCCAAAGCAGCAUGCUCCGUCUUCGCUACCACUACUCCAGCCACGUGAAUGGUCAGAUCUUCAGUUGUCCAAAGUGUCCAGGCACCUACAAGACAAGCCGACAAGUCGUUAACCACUUCAGGAGUGUUCACGUUCCGACAUAUAAAUGCAGUCAGUGCAACUUCGUGACUGCCUACUACAAAGUUUUACGUAGCCACGAAUUAAAGCAUGCCGGAAUUACCCCUAAAGAACGCUGUGAGGCUUGCUUCAAGCUCUUCAGAAAGUACGCAAUUGUACGUCACUAUUAUCAACAUACGGGCGAAAAACCCUAUCCGUGCCGACAGUGCGACUCCGGCUUUGUGACAGCCUCAAAUCUAAAGCGUCAUGUCCAUGAGGUACACGGGAGCGAAAAACGUGCGUCUGACCAUACGGGACACAAGAGACGUCGAGCACAGGCACACGACAGAGAGGCCCUUGGUGACGACGGCCUACCAGGAUUGAAUAAUCGAUGCGUCGUCUGUGGCGAAACAUUCCCCAUGUGGAAUUUACUGCGGGCACACAUGGCAACACACGAUCCGGCUCCCCUGGAUUCGAGGUUGCUGGACGACUGCCGCUUGGCGGACGGGACCAUCCAGUGCCUUGUCUGCGGCAAAUUUCAAACAAACAUGGCCCAUCUUCGCGGCCAUUACGCCACUCACACAAAUGCUCGCAUCUUCACUUGUCCAAAGUGUCCACGUACUGAGAAGACAAGCCAGCGUUUCAUCGAGCACUUCAAGAUGACCCACACUAUGCUCGCCCAGACUUAUAAAUGUAGUCAUUGCGACUUCAAGACCAUCUACGCGACAGCUAUUCGCAAACAUGAAUCAAUGCAUGGCGGUACAAACAAAGAACGAUGUGAGGCUUGCUUCAAAUUCUUCUCGAAGGAAAAAAUUUUGGUUCAUUAUUACCAGCAUACGGGUGAGAAACCGUAUGCGUGCACACAAUGCAGCUCCGGCUUUGCCACCACCGCAGGGCUAAGGCGCCAUAUCCGUCGCGUGCAUGGGCACGAGAAAAGUGCUUCUCAUCAUAUGGGACACAAGAGACGUCGAGCACAGGUACAUAGAGAGGCUUUUCCAGACGACGGUCUACCUGGAUUGAAUAAUCAAUGCAUCGUCUGUGACGAAAAGUUUCCGCUGUGGAAUUUGCUGUGGGCGCACAUGAAAACACACAAUCCUGUUCCCCAUGACUCGAGAUUGUUGAACGACUGCCGCUUGCCGGACGGGACCAUCCAGUGCCUCGUCUGCGGUAAAAUCCAACCAAGCAUGGCCGGUCUUCGCGUGCACUAUGCGAGUCACACGGAUGCUCGCGUCUUCAAGUGUCCAAAGUGUCCACGUGCCCUGAAGACAAGCUCCGCUUUCCUCACCCACUUCAGGAGCGUUCACACCACGCCGGACCGAGUUUAUAAAUGUAAUCGGUGCGACUUUCAGACCAUAUACGGCGGCUGUAUCCGUAAGCACCAGUUAAAACAUUCCCGAAUCCUCCAAAGAGAACGGUGUGAAGUAUGCUUCAGAUUCUUCUCAAAACUGUCACUUUUACGUCACUAUUACCAGCAUACGGACGAAAAACCGCACGCAUGCCAACAGUGCAGUUCCCGCUUCGUCUUGGCCUCACACCUCAAAAACCAUGUCACACAUGUGCAUAAGAGAAGGACACCUGCUACUCGCCAUGGAAAACGCAAGAGGCAUGCACCACAGAUAGUUAGCGAGGACAUUCCGAGCACAGGCCUUCCGGGCUUGGAUAAUCGAUGUGUCGCCUGUGGUAAGAAGUUCCUCCUGUGGCAUUCACUGCGGAAACACAUGAUGAUACACGACCCGGUACCCCAGGAUUCGAGAUGGUUCGAGGAUUGCCGUUUGCCAGACGGGACCAUCCAGUGUCUCAUCUGCGGUAAAGCAAAAAAAAACAUGUCCGCUCUUCGCCUCCACUACCCCCGCCACACGAAUGCUCUCGCCUUCAGUUGCCCAAAUUGUCCACGUGCCUACAAGACGAGCAGAGAGUUCAUUACGCACUUCAGGAGGGCCCACACCCCGCUCGCCCAUAUCUACAAAUGUAGUCGGUGCGACUUCACGAGUAUCUAUAGCAGAGCGUAUUAUAAGCACGCGGAAGAACAUGAUGGCAUUCCCCGAAGAUAACGGUGCGAAGUUUGCUUCAAAGUUUCUUUUUUUUUUUUUUUUCAUGGACUCUGUGUUGGGUCACUAUUAUCUACAUACGGGCGAGAAACCAUAUACAUGCCUAGAAUGUAACUGUCGCUACAUCAACGCCUCACGGCUCAUGGACCAUGUCAAACGUGUACAUGAGGGAGAGAAACGGUCUCCUGAUCAUACUGGGCGCAAGGUGUGCCGAGCCCAGGUGAGACAUCACAACUAAUGUACCUUUUUUUUCCCCCGAAUUAUUCAUUAUUUUUUGUUACACGCACACACAAAAAAACGUACCCCUGUUCACCCCCUGUUCGUGUAAUUUCGGUCACAAUGUUCUCAUAUACAGCUCUUUAUGGUAUUUGCGUAGCGUUGGAAACUAGGGGCGAGACGAAAGUUCCGAGCUGGCACAGCUCCCAUCAAAGUUAACUUGAACGGCUUGCGAAAGCGGGAAGGCAGCCACCCCGGCAGCCUCGUAGCUGAAAACAACGCCUUCAUGACGAGGAUCAUCCCUCUAACUGCAACGGGGUGACCCAAACUCCGCCCGCUGUUAUUUCUUCUAAGCAGAACCAAGAUCCGCAGCCCGGAACGACGUUCAAGUUAACUCUGAUGCUAGCUGUACUUGUAAAAUAACUACUAUAAUGGAAUAUAGAGCUCUAAACUCAAUUUCGAUACACCGUUGCUUGAACACUCAGUGCUCUCGCGUCGCAAUGUUUGUCCCAAUUUCGCUCGUUGUUUUUCUUCGUGUUUUUUCUCUAUAAAGUUAACAUUGCGGCCAACAUUGUGUUGGCCACGUAGAGUAUCAUCAGCAGCGACACAGUGGGGUUUAUAGGUGGAUACCUAGUUGGGAAUAGGACUGCUUGACACUGGAGAUUAUUUUGCUCCGGACGUCGACCUCGAUCCACUAGCAAAUUAAAAGUAUGUUACAGCUU